This is a messenger RNA of Macrosteles quadrilineatus (aster leafhopper), 1153 nucleotides long. Its product is annotated as heme oxygenase 1-like. The transcript has 3 exons. The record is from RefSeq and is a predicted model, not a curated record. NCBI's taxonomy places the organism in Eukaryota, Metazoa, Arthropoda, Insecta, Hemiptera, Cicadellidae. The coding region runs from base 284 to 1027 and encodes 247 amino acids. Gene Ontology annotation, molecular function: heme oxygenase (decyclizing) activity. Gene Ontology annotation, biological process: heme oxidation.
AGGUGCAGGUAACAACGACAAGCGACAAGAAGAACAAAAGAAAAAUGUACAGACAGAGUAAAAGAGAACAAAACAAAAACAUUAAACAAUAAAGUAUGCUAAACAAAUAAGAAAAGAAAUUAAAGGUUAAAAAAAUGUUGGCUAAAUAACUUACCGUAGGCUAACAACAAAAUAUUUAUUGUUAGGUUCUGGUUGUUUUAUGUUGCUGUAGAACGAUUUAAGCUGUAAUUUGGGAAAGUGAACUUUACAAGAGCUUAAGUUGAAAAUAAAUCAUACCCGAGACAUGUCAGAAAGAGAAAAAAUUCCAUUUUCCAAGCAGAUGCGCUUAGCAACGAGAGAAGUACAUGCGAUAAGUGAUGCCAUGGUUAACGCAAAACUUGCUUUUGCGAUGUCAGAUAAUUCAGUGUGGGCAGAAGGCUUACUCGUCUUCUAUGAAAUCUUUCGCUAUCUGGAAGAAGCCAUGGUUCGUCUAAAAGGAACACCGGUUGGGGAGUUUAAGUUUGAAGAAUUGAUGCGAACUGAAGCCUUCCAAAAAGAUCUUGAGUUUUAUCUUGGAGUAAACUGGGCCAAGAACUAUACACCCAGAGAGAGUGUGGUCAAGUAUCUGAUUCAUCUGCAAACAAUCGAAAAGGAAACCCCAAUCCUUCUCAUGGCUUACAUCUAUCACCUCUACAUGGGUUUGCUAUCAGGGGGACAAAUACUUGUUAAGAAACGAGAAUUGGGAAGUAAGUUAAAUCCAUUUCAAAAGAAGAAUGAAAAGUCAGCUGAUGGUAACUCUGUCACGAAUUUCGGGGAUCACUCCAUAUCUAGUUUGAAAAAAAAGAUAGUAGACACGACCAACAGCAUUGCUUUGGAUCUUGACGAGGAAACAAAAGAGAAGUUACUGGAAGAAAGUAAAAUGGUUUUUGUUCUGAACAAUUCAAUGAUUAGAACAAUUCAAGGAACCUCGUUUGUGUUUUUAAAAAAAGUCUUAGCUAUUUUGUUUUUUAUUUUUUUGAUUAUUGCACUGUAUCGUUGGCUAUUUUAGAGAGUAAGCGGUUAUUGUUUAUGGCUGUGUCAAAUAAGUAGUGAAUUCAUGUCUAAGUCAGUUAAUGAAUACUGUAUUAGAGAUAUUAUAAUGUAUUGAUUGUUAAAUCUGAAUUACACAAUUUUA